AUGUCUAUUCAAUUUUUUUCAAAAUUAAGUCAAAAUUAUAUUGAAAUUUUAGAGGAUAAUGAAUAUUAUGAUACUACUAUUGAAGUUGGAAAGGAUCCUAACGUAAAAAUAUUUCGUGCACAUAUGAUUAUCCUAUGUCACCGUUCUUCAUUUUUACGAAGAACUUUAACUUCAAACAAAAAAAAUAAUGAUGUCUUGGCUCAUAUUAAAUUAUCAAAUAUUUCGCCGGAAACCUUUCAAAUUAUCUUGAGGUAUCUUUAUGGUGGCAUUCUUUCGCUAAAUGGACAAGAUACCUUGGAUAUUUUUAAAUUAUUAGCUGCUGCUGAUGAACUUCUUCUUCAAGAAUUAGUUGAUUAUUUACAAAAAUAUUUUAUUGAAAACAAAAUUGAAUGGAUGGAACAAAACUUUGAACUUACUCAUCGAAUAAGUUUUCAAUCUAAUAGUUUGCCAGAAAUUCAAAAAUUUUGUACAGAUUUUAUGGCUAAAUCACCCGAAAAAAUAUUUAAAUCACUUGAUUUUACUUCGUUAUCUAAAAAAUCUUUGAUUUCACUUAUUAAAAGGGAUGAUUUACAAAUGAAAGAAAUUGAAGUAUGGGAACAUGUGUUAAAAUGGGGACUUGCCCAAAAUCAAACUCUCGUUCCAGAUCCUGAUACUUGGACAGAUGAUGAUUUCAAAAUGAUGGAAAAUACUUUACAAAGUUGUUUGCCUUUAAUUAGAUUUUUUAGUUUAUCAGCAAAGGAAUUUUUACACAAAGUGAGUCCGUACAAAAAACUUUUAAACUAUCAGCUUUAUAAAGAUUUAUUGAAUUCUUAUAUGGAUCCUGAUAUUGAACCAAAUGAUAACAACAUACCACUUCCCAGGAACUUAGAAAUAAGUGAUAAUAUUGAAUCAAACAUCGUUAAUUUAAAUAUAAUUUCGACUAUUUCAAGAUGGAUCGAUAAAGUGGAUUAUAAUAGUAAAUUUUCAUAUUUGAGAGAGCUAUAUGUACCAUACAAAUUCGAAUUAUUAUUAAGCGGUAGUCGAGAUGGAUUUAGUCCUAAAAAAUUUCAUGAAUUGUGUGAUAAUAAACCUAAUACUAUUACAUUUAUUAAAGUAAAAGAAACUGGAGAAAUUUUAGGUGGACAUAAUGCUUCAAUAUGGAAAUCUUCUAUUGGUUGGAGUCAAUCUUAUUAUAGUUUUAUAUUUUCUUUUAAGAAUAAAGUUGAGAUUAAGGAUUCAAUUUUAAGUCGCAUUAAAAAUAUAGAUAAAGCGUUAUAUCAUUAUGAAUAUAGUGGUCCCAGAUUUGGUAGUUUGGAUCUUAGAUUAUCAUAUAAUGGUAAUGUGUCUGAAGCGAAUCAAUUUAAUUAUAAUAUAUGUAAACAAACUAAUUAUGAUAAAAGAAUAAGAGAUACUGAAGAUGAAUUUUAUAUAGAAGACUAUGAGAUAAAUGUUCUUAAUGUUCUUUUUAAUUUAAAACCAAAUAGUAUUUAUCGUUUAACGAAUUCUUUACCAUCGAGAGUUUAUAAAUGA
Messenger RNA from Rhizophagus irregularis DAOM 181602=DAOM 197198, 1509 nucleotides. RefSeq lists its product as uncharacterized. Gene Ontology annotation, molecular function: protein binding. The record is from RefSeq and is a predicted model, not a curated record. NCBI's taxonomy places the organism in Eukaryota, Fungi, Glomeromycota, Glomeromycetes, Glomerales, Glomeraceae.